Molecule: messenger RNA, 963 nt
Organism: Colletotrichum costaricense
Lineage: Eukaryota; Fungi; Ascomycota; Sordariomycetes; Glomerellales; Glomerellaceae
Exons: 1
Coding region: 1-963 (320 amino acids)
Source: RefSeq, a predicted model, not a curated record
AUGAGUUACAACGAGCAGCUGAACGAGGGCCAUCAUGGCCCGCCAUCAACGCCGGCAGGCCAACCACCACCUAACCGAAAUGGAAGCAUCCCCGCAGGGUCUGGAUCUAUUAGCGUGCCAGGGUCGAACUUGCUUCCGAUGGUGGACCUGGAGUCUUUGAGUCCCCAGCAGACCAUCAAUAUGGAAGCAAAGAAUGACCAAGGCUUGUUUGAGACGGUCCUCGCGGCUAGUACUGGUCUCGACUACUCUUAUGCUAGUUCCAGCACCGUAGCUACCCUUGGACUCCGCAAGCUGCCUCUGUCCCCUACCCAUAACAGGCGCCUCUUCCACACACCCUUCGGUAUCAUGAUGCUCAAAGACUUCGCCUCCUUCACAGUUCGAGUACCCGAGGCUAACGUGCCGGAAGUCGACGUCAAUGUCGCCGUGCUUGGCCCGGAAUACUGCUGGAAGGAUGUUGAGAUUUUCUUCGGCAUGAAUCUUUCGAGGAAGAUGGCGGAAGCUAGGGCGCAUUCGGCCUCUAACGACACUGUUCCCGAGAGGGAGCAGCUCGAGAUAAACGGAGACGUACCUGCGCUUCCGCCUGAGAUAGGUGAGGUGCCUCUGUCAGCAUCGAGACGAAUCAUUGGGAUCGAUACCAUCGCCGCGGUCCAUAGUGCAAUCAGUCACGGACGUGCCGGCCGUCGGGUGGGUCGACCAGUCGCCGAUGCGGACCUUACUAUCCGGACCACCGAUCUGAUGUUAGUGGAGCCCGCCGCCGGCCACUCCCGAUCCACUAGUGGACUAGGAGCGACACCCGUUUUCACAACCGGCGGCACUACUGGGUCAUCCCCCCCUUCAACGUAUGCACUGGAUCGGUCUAGGAACUCGUACCACUCCUCGCAAUGUGAACAACUGGCCCCUAUCGGCGACUCCCUUGAUGUCCUCGAGCCAGGUACCUCACCUGGCGGAGAGGAUGACAAAUGA